Molecule: messenger RNA, 777 nt
Organism: Aspergillus sclerotioniger CBS 115572
Lineage: Eukaryota; Fungi; Ascomycota; Eurotiomycetes; Eurotiales; Aspergillaceae
Exons: 2
Coding region: 1-777 (258 amino acids)
Cellular component (GO): mitochondrion
Source: RefSeq, a predicted model, not a curated record
AUGAUGAUGGUAGGCUCGGAAUGGAGUUUGACAGGGGAUCAUACAUCCCAUAUCUGGCACUCUGACUUACAUUCAGUGAACAUCUUUGUCGAUCCGAAAACCCCGUCGGAAAUCCUCGGAAUCAUCGAUUGGCAAUCUACCGGAUUGGCACCGUUAUACGAUCAUACUAUCCAACCGUACCUUCUUGACUACGACGGUCCGCCUCUUGAUCUGCUUGAACGCCCGGACCUCACCGACAUUCGUUCCCUAUAUCAAGACUAUCCCGCGCCGCUAGGUGAACGCAAAGCCACCUCACUCUACACCAAAAUGUCAUUGGUGUCAUUGUACCGGCAUCUAGUGCACAAGAAAAUGCCGCUUUUGUUCAAAGCUCUCGAGUUUCGUGAAACGGUGUGCUUCCAGUUACUUCUUUUCGCUCGAAACCUUCUUGUUGAUGGUGAGGCGACGUAUUUGGCACUAUCGGUCGAUCAACAGCGGAAGAAUUGGCAGGAUAUCCCCAGAUUCAAUCAUACUGAUGAGAAGUUGCCACUUUGCUUCUCGGAAGAGAUGCUUCAUCAAAUUGAAAAGGAUCAUGAAGGGGCUACAGCUUCGAUUGAACUAAUGAGAGAGAUUCAGGAGAUGAUCGGUCCUAGAUACUUCUAUACAGACGGCAUGGUGACACAUGACGAAUAUGAUGAGGUUAGUAGGAUUAUACCGCGAGUUAAAGAGGAAUUCAUCUGCAAGUAUGCACGUGAUGAAGAUGAAAUUACAGAAUUGGAGGGUGUUUGGUCAUUCGAUUGA